Xiphophorus couchianus (Monterrey platyfish) is the source of this 4569-nucleotide messenger RNA. It is a transcript of the gene plekhm1, whose product is annotated as pleckstrin homology domain containing, family M (with RUN domain) member 1. The record is from RefSeq and is a predicted model, not a curated record. The coding region runs from base 240 to 3479 and encodes 1079 amino acids. The transcript has 12 exons. Lineage: Eukaryota; Metazoa; Chordata; Actinopteri; Cyprinodontiformes; Poeciliidae.
CAGGAGGAGGAGUCGGUUGUGUUUCAGGUUUACGGGUGUGUGUUUUUCUGCGUUACAGCGCUUUAACAGAAAACUGUGGAAAACAACUGUACGGACUGAGAUUCGUUUAGUUACAUGAUGUACUUUCAGUGAGUUUACAUCAAGUUCCCGAAGAAUACCGACGUGUUUUGGGGAGUCCGGAGAGAGGUUAGCCAAACUGCUUCGGUGCUAUGUGAGAAUAAACCUUCCCCUGACGUGCCAUGCUUGCCACACAGAUGCCAGAAACUCUACCAGAGGCCAAAGAUGUCAAACAGAUCAAAGACAAGUUGGCCCAGUCUCUUAAAGCCCUCCAGAAACGAUACGUGACAUCAGAUGCCGUGGUCACCAGCGAAGACGAGAAUGCUAACCUCCUUUGCUCCGCUCUGGAGGCCAUUUUCAUUCAUGGGAUCAAGAGCAAGUAUAUCCGCUCCGAAGCUGGAGGCCGAAAUAGGAAGGGUGACCGGGGAGUCCUCCCUCAGCCUUAUUUCUGGAGCCUCCUCAAGACGGUCACCCACCGUGACGUGAUCACGGAGCUGGAGAAGAUCAGCUACCUUGGCACAGACGUGGGCCGCUGCAGAGCGUGGCUGCGACUGGCCCUGAACCACGGCCUUCUAGAGUGCUACCUCGCGUCUCUGUUUCGGGAGGGCUCCAAGCUGCAUGCUCACUAUCAACCCAGUGCCUUGCUCCUGAAUGCAGAGGAGCGAGAAGUUCUGCUCAGCUACCUCCAAGGUCUGGCCUCACUCACGUUCAACCUGUCCUACAAGUCCGCUGUCCUUAACGAAUGGACCACCACGCCUCUGGCUCUGGCGGGUCUCUGCCCACUGUCCCAGUCGGACCUGCUCAAUGGUGCAAGCCAGCUUGCCUCGAAGCCCCCCCGCAAGGAAUCGUGGGACACUGCGUCUCAGUCAUCAGGUUCAUCAGAUGCAAUGGAUGUGCAGAGAGUCUACCCGAUGUCUCCUCCUGGCGGAGAGGUUUUACAAGGAGAAAAGGCGGUGCUGUACUCAUCUAAUUUGAGUCUGGACACCACAGGGUCCUCCCAGCUCUCCUCCAGCUUGAGCUCCGACAGUUACCUGCAGGGACAGGACCCCCGCAGCCUGAAUGGAGAGCAGUGGUCUUCAGGUGACCUGGACGCCCCCAUUAUUGUCAGAAACUACAUCAAAAGGCACCAGAAAGAUGUGCAGUCUGAUUUCCGAGAGAGUGGACAGUGCAGUCAGGACUCGAUGCGUGAAGACUCAUUCAUCUCCAGCACAGGAGGCGAACUUUUCUCGGAGAACACAACAUUCAGCGGCUCAGACAGCGAGAACCAGGGCCAGGAUAUGUCAGCACAAGACCCUGAAGAACAACUCCAAAAUCCUGACCCAGAGCCACCUCCACCCUCUGACCAGAUCCCAUCCUGUGAUGAACAACUUGAUGUCCAAGCAGCACAGGAAAUGUGCAGUAGUUCCUCUUCUGAAUUAUGCUCCGACACAGCUGUGAUCUCUUCUGUUAUCAAACCUUCUGAGCCUGUGGAGGAAGAACAUGUGGCUGUUGUUCCGAAGAGCGCAGAGCCAGUCCAGGAAAUGAAGCUAAAGGGUGCUUCAGAGAAGAGAAGCUCUGAGUCACAAACAAGCAAAGGCUCACAACGCUCAACAAGUAUCAUCAGCAGGAAACUGUCUACAGAUUCAUUCUCAAAUUCGCGUUCUUGGAUUUCUGAGGAUGACAUCUACAAGCCUGACCUGGUAGAGGUGCCUGAUAAUGAGGAGGUGUCUCCCACAGCUGACCUGAAGGCUUCCCAGUCUCCUCCCAGUGUCGUCCAUCGUAGACAAAUAGGGCUUUCCAACCCCUUUCGAGGCCUGCUGAAGCUCGGCCACUUGGAGCGACGAGGCGGAAUGGGAAUAUGGCGCGACUACUACUGCGAACUCUCACCCUUUGAGUUCCGGAUGUAUCUGAAUGCGGAAGAUCGUGAAUGUUUCGACAACUGCUCCCUUCUGCGAUGCGAAGACAUUCGUAUCACAUCGUCGGAGGGCCGAUUCGAUUUGUCCUUUCCGGGGAAACGGCUUUACCUCCGAGCAGCCAAUCAGGAUGAAGCAGAGGAUUGGGUGGACCGUAUAUUUGAGGCUGUAAACAAAUGCCGACCAACGCCGCACGAUGAUGAGCACUGGGAAGUGUUGCAGGGAUCUAGUGAAAAUGGAGUGGAUGAGCGUUCAGUUUCAUCUGCUUCCUCUGCUCUCUCAAGCCCCGAGCGACGCUCGUCACCCUCUGACUUGAGUGAGACGGCUCCUCCUGUCCAGGAGUUUGACUGGACUCGAACUACUGACUUGGAAACGGAUGCUCUCAAAGAAGCUGUUCUGUAUCUCUCCACAGAUUCUGAAGCCAGGACUUGGGCCCCUCUGGUUGUUUCCCUUUCUCUGGAGGCCCUGAAAGGCUUUCGCAUACAGGAGGAAAGGAAGGUGUUGUGGCUAAACAACCCCAUUGCUGAAAUCAGGGAUAUUGUUCCAGAUGUCUCCUUGGGAGGACCAGCAUUUUUUAAAGUCCUGACAGUGAGAGAGACGCUAAGAUUCAGAGCAGAGAAUCCCGAGGAAGCUCGGUCUUGGAGGGUUUUGAUCCGUGGAGCUUUGGACUCGUAUUUGGAGAGUGGAGAUGAUGUAAUUUCUGAGGAACCUCCUCCAGUCCGGAGCACUGGAGUGAAUGGUAAUCUGCAUAGACUGGUGCAACAUAGACUGAAAGAAAAUGGACAGCUUCUGGGACACCUCUACACAGUUCCAUCAGAAAAGGGACUGGACGCUCAGAGCUUUAAAUGCUCAGGCUGCCAUCAGCAGAUUGGCCCGUCCCGAGGAAGAGCCCGGCUGUGUGAGUUUUCAGGCCAGUACUACUGUGAGGCCUGCCACAAGGGGGACACCACCAUCAUCCCGUCACGCAUGGUGCACAACUGGGAUCUCACCCAAAGAGAGGUGUCAAAGAAAGCUCUGCGUCUGUUGGCUCAGAUAGAGAAGGAGCCUCUGAUGAACCUGGAGCUGCUGAAUCCUGAUCUGAUGAGCCAUGCAGAAUCCAUGACUCAGGCCCACAGCCUGCGAGAGAGGCUGCGCCUGCUGGGCGACUACCUGCUGACCUGCCGCAGCGGAGCCUACAAGAAACUCCAUGCCAGAAUGGGACAGCGAACUUAUCUGUUGGAGUCAAGGCACCUGUACAGUGUUCUGGAUUUAAGACAGAUAGCAGAUGGCCAGUAUGGAAACUUCCUGACCUCCCUGGUGCAGCAGGCCUCUAAUCACGUGCUGAACUGCGACCUGUGCACACAGCGAGGUUUCAUUUGUCAGAUAUGCCACUCUAAUGACAUCCUCUUCCCCUUCCAAUUCAACAGCACCACCAGAUGUAAAGAUUGUAAAGCAGUGUUUCACCUUUUCUGCAAGACUGAACAGAACUCUUGUCCUCGCUGUGAGCGAAUGAAGAAAUACCUGGAGAGAGAUCUACAGGACUCCCAUUGAACUAUUUAAUUGCCAACGGAAAAGAGAAGUUGAUCUUUUAUAAGAAGUAACCUAAAGUGCAAUUACGAGAACAAUGAGCCUUUUCCAACUGACUAAACACUGACAAGAGAUGAAAUGAAGGGGUCGCCAUGUUACAGUGACUAAAACUUUGCACUAUUUAGAGGCCAACAUACAGAAUGGAUGCAACCAAAUAAUAAUGACCAGUGAAUUUGUUACUUCUACAAACACUGAUUCAGCCACGACAUCAAAAGAAAUGUAGGACAGAGGUGACGGCACCUGCCACAAAGAAUAUCCAACACAUUUGUACACCGUUACUGAGUCAAAUUCACUUUUCUUAACUGUUAUUUAACAUGCUACUCUCCAUUCAGUGUUUGUCCUUAUGAUGCUCAGUAGUGAGGAUGAAAUAUUCGAAACCAUUAAAAAGCAGGACUUGAAAUGAUCUAAUGAUUUUAGUUGUGCCUUGUGUUUAUUUUCAAGCUUGCCGCUCUAAUGACUCAAUCAUUUCCUGUUGAUUUAAAGCCAUCACAGGGCCAAAAUGCAGAACAAAGCUGUUUAUAUUGAACAGCAAGCAUUAAAUUUAUUGCAAUGAUAUCAUUUAGCUAAAUGUCUUUAAUUUAGGACACAGAACUCUUCUUUAUCAUACGUUACUUACAUUUAUUAAUUGUUUGAUUUGGUUCUUGGACUGCGGAUUAGAUUAAAAAAAGUAAAUAAAUAUACAAAAGAUCUUGAUUUGCAUACAUUUUGAUUUACGAUAUUUAGCAUACUUGCACUUUAUCAAAGUUGGAUAUUCCUCCAGAAUGUAGCUGCAAUAUCUUUAGUUAUAUCUUACUGUGCAGACUUUUUUUUGUUUAGAUUUUUCAUAUAUUCUCAAUUUUUGCUACUUUGUUUCAAUGUCUUCAGUGUGCUGAAAUACCAGUAAAUGACUCAAAACUGCCAAGAACAAAACAUAAUUUUGAUAUAUGCAUAACAUAUCGCAUUUAAGAGGAGCAUGGAAAAUACAGCAGUACUGUUUUUGACAGAUUGUACUUAUUUUAUCUCAUGUGUUAUGUAUAAAUGGCCAUACUGAAAUAAAAGUCUAUUGCAAUGAGAA